ACGACGUUCAGUAGAACCUCCUCUGGUAGAAGUAAUAAAGGAGAGACUUCCUCAGUUAAACGUUUCUGGAGAAUUGUUUUCGUCAUCUUGAUCGUCAGAGAUAAGCAUUACGGCAGUUGUAUCCAACUAUCAUAUUACGAAAUAUACUAUGGAGAAAAAGCCAGAAGAGGAAGCGAUAUUGAAUAAUAUAGAGACUAGCUUAACUGGACUCAGUCAGAGUUUGCUAGAAUUGGGCGUGGCUGCUAGUGAAGUACCCCAGGCUGAGGAAUCUGAGAGUAAAGAAGGCGAGAGUAGUAGGGUUGUUAGUGAUAAAGUGCAAGAGAGUUUAGGCUUCUUAACGAAAUUGAAUGAUUUAAAAGGGAAUACAGAAUUAAGAGUGCCGUUGGAGGCGAUAGACCAAGUAGAUCAAGGGAAAAAUCCAGGUGUAUAUACGAAAGACUUCAUCGAACAAGUCGCUGGUGAGAAUAUGUUCAUGAAUGGCAAACUGAGUGCGGUGAAGACGUAUCAAGAUAUUUUAGCUACUGGAAUAAUGGAAAACUUUACAGAGUUAGUACAAGAAGUAGAGAAGAGACGCAUUUAGUCAAUUCUAUUGUGUAGAUUACGUUGUAAAUUAUUGUAAUAACCCAAACUGAAUAAGUUCUCUAUGUGAACGAAUAGAGGUGCUAAAAAGACGGCACCAGCGACGUUAUCUAAUAAAGCGGGCGCGCGUUUCUCAUGUUUAGCGUGUCCAUAGAAUUGAGCGAUCCAGCUGAUUAUGUGUAUGAAAAUUAGUGUGUAUACUGAAGUGAUGUAAUUGCGACUAAGGAGCAUGAGUGUCAUGAUAGGUAGAUAAGUGAAACCGAUUGAUAUCGAUAAUAUAAAGUAAUAUGUUUGAUAAAUCGCAGCUAAAAUUAUCGCGUAUGUCGUAGAUAACUUGGCUAAGAUAGCAAAUGUGGACCAGAGGAUAAGUGGCACACAAAUCCUAUGAAUAUUUACAUUUGUUGUAUUCUUGUGAUAUCUGAAAUAAAAAUGUAACUGAGAUUCUAAGUCAAAU
Molecule: messenger RNA, 1033 nt
Organism: Wallemia mellicola CBS 633.66
Lineage: Eukaryota; Fungi; Basidiomycota; Wallemiomycetes; Wallemiales; Wallemiaceae
Exons: 4
Coding region: 149-580 (143 amino acids)
Biological process (GO): regulation of transcription by RNA polymerase II
Cellular component (GO): mediator complex
Molecular function (GO): transcription coregulator activity
Source: RefSeq, a predicted model, not a curated record